GCCACACUGGACAUCUCCAUUCUUUUCGAACACCUCCCGGAGUGGUCCCAAAGAGCUAUGCCAUUGGCAGCAGCGGCUGCGCUGGUUAUCGCAGGCGUGUCUCUAGCCAUCCUGGUGGGAACCACCUUGCGGGCACAGGCGGCCUUCGCCACCGCAGCGCAGGCACAGCUGCGCCAGGCGGCACAGCGCAGUGAGGCGCGGCGCCUGGAGGAGGCCCGGCGCCACGAAGAGCGCCGCGAGCGCCUCAUGGAGGAAGCGGCGGCCACGGAGGCCACGGAGGCCACCACGACGCCUGACAUUAGCCCAACAGCUCUCAGCGAAGGCCUCUCUCCACGUCUUCGCUUUCGAGUGCUGCUUUUGGAUCAUGACGAUACCACGGUGAGGGGCACUGAGGAGGUUCACUAUCCCGCCCACGUGGAAAGUGUCAGAGUGCUACGCCCCGAGUUGGAACCCGUCUCUUUGGAGGGUUGGUUUCAGAAAAACCACGAACCUGGAGUAUCGUGCUACUUGAAGUCCCUCUUUACGCCGGAGCUGAUGGAAGAGGAGCAGAGGAUUUGGACCAAAGCCAUGGAGGACAAAGUUCCGACCUUCUACGAAGGCAUUGCAGAGCUGCUGAGUGAAUUUCGCGCACGGGGCGGAUGUGUGGCGGUGGUGUCGCACAGCCCAGCAGAGGUCAUCCAGCGCCACUAUUCGGCCCACCCCUGGGCUGAGCAGAUUCAACCCGAUUUGGUGCUCGGAUGGGAUCAGGAUGCGAGCCGACGAAAGCCUGCGCCCUGGCCGGCGUUGCAUGCGCUGGAAUACUUUGGUGCAAAACCAACAGAGGCUUUAGUGGUGGAUGAUUUGUCCCCAGGAGUGAAGAUGGCCAAAGCCGCCGGUCUCGAAGUUGUGGCCGCCGGCUGGGGGCACUCCGUCGAGCCCAUCCAGGAAUACAUGCGCAAGGAGUGUCGACAUUAUUUCGAAACUGUACAGGAAUUCGCCGACUUUCUUCUUGCACCUGCAAGCCCGUAGGAAAA
Molecule: messenger RNA, 1013 nt
Organism: Cladocopium goreaui
Lineage: Eukaryota; Dinophyceae; Suessiales; Symbiodiniaceae
Source: the annotation of a GenBank genome assembly